UUCAAGAGCGACAUCAUCGCCGGCGUCACCGUCGGCGUCAUGGUCAUCCCGCAGUCCAUGUCCUACGCGUCGAUCGCCGGUCUGGAAUACGUCUACGGCCUCUACGCGUCGAUGACGCCGACGCUGAUCUACGCCGUCACGGGCGGCAGCGGCCAGCUCGCCGUCGGCCCCGUGGCCAUGGUGUCGCUCCUCGUCGAGGCGGGCCUGCGCGACGCGCUCGACGAGGACGAGUGCCCCGCGUAUUUCGAGGACGACGCGCACCACCGCGCGCUCGCGGGCGACGACUCGCUGGCGGGCACGUGCCCGGACGCCUACGCGGAAUUGGUGUUCGUGACCAUGUUCUUCGCCGGCCUCAUCCAGUUCGGCGGGUCGCUCUGCAAGCUCGGCUUCCUCGUCAACUUCCUCGGCCACCCGGUCGUGUCGGGCUUCACGUCGGGCGCGGCGAUCAUCAUCGGCCUGAGCCAGGUCAAGUACUGGCUCGGCGUCGCGUUACCGAAGUCGCAGUACGUCUACGUGACCCUGGGCCUCCUCGGCGGCAAGAUCGCGCGGGGCGAGGCCAAGUGGAUGUGCGCGGUAUUAGGCGCGGCCUCGUACGGCAUGCUCUGGGGCGUGCGCAAGCUCUCCGUGGACCAGCCGAAGCGCUUCGGGUUCCUCAAGCCCAUGGGGCCCCUCGUCGUCUGCGCGACGUCGCUCGUGCUCAUGGUGCUCUGCCCGCAGCUAAGGGACGACUACGGCGUCGAGGUCAUCGGGCUCGUGCCCUCGGGCCUGCCGCCGUCGUCCUUCGGCGUCGUCAAGCGCGACGCGCUGUCCAAGGCGUCCCUCGUGCUCCCGACGGCGCUAUCCGCGGCGCUCAUCGGCUUCAUGGAGUCCAUCGCCAUCGGGAAGUCGCUCGCGGCGAAGCACGGCGACGAGCUCCCCGCGGGGCAGGAGAUGUGCGCGAUCGGCCUCGCGAACAUCGUGGGGUCGCUGGCGUCGGGCUACCCCGUCGCCGGGUCCUUCUCGCGGAGCGCCGUGUCCAACUCCAUCGGCGCGAAGACGCCCCUCGCGGGCUUCGUCACGGGCAUGGUCGUGCUGCUCGCGCUCGUCGCGCUGCCGGACUGGAUCCGGAAGCUGCCCAAGUUCGUGCUGGCGUCGAUCGUCAUCUCCUCCGUCGUGAAUCUGGUCGCUAUUUCCGAAGCGAAGCACCUGUGGCACGUGCAGAAGAAGGACUUCGUGUUGUGGGUUUUGGCGUGCUUCGGGGUCUUGUUCCUCGGCGUCAUCUACGGCCUCGCGAUCGCCGUGGGCGUGUCCCUCGCCAUCGUGCUGAGCGAGUCCGUGCGGCCCCAGAUCGCCGUGCUCUGGAAGCUGCCGGGCACGUCCAUCUUCCGCAACGUGAAGCAGGGCGAGUCGCCGGGCCAGUUCGUCAAGGGCGUCCUCGUCUUACGGGUGGGCGCGUCGAUGUACUUCGCGAACGUCGCCUACAUCAAGGAGACGAUCCUGAAGCUCUGCGGCGAGUUCGGCGAGGGCGACACGCAGUACGUCGUCGUCGAGAUGACGCCGGUCAUGUCCCUCGACUCGACGGCGAUCCACAUGCUCGAGGAUCUGUUCGCCGACCUGCGGCGCCGGGGCAUGCAGGUCUGCCUCGCGUCCUGCGGGUCCCGCGUCGAGGAGACGCUGCGGCGCGCGGGCGCCCAGCGCAAGCUCGGCUACGAGUGGUUCCACGACAACGUGCAGCACGCCGUCGAGUGGUGCGUGCGCCAC
Aureococcus anophagefferens is the source of this 1740-nucleotide messenger RNA. RefSeq lists its product as hypothetical. The record is from RefSeq and is a predicted model, not a curated record. The transcript has a single exon. NCBI's taxonomy places the organism in Eukaryota, Pelagophyceae, Pelagomonadales, Pelagomonadaceae. Gene Ontology annotation, cellular component: membrane. The annotation marks the transcript as partial. Gene Ontology annotation, biological process: transmembrane transport.